This is a messenger RNA of Anopheles maculipalpis, 2187 nucleotides long. RefSeq names its product THO complex subunit 5 homolog (gene thoc5). NCBI's taxonomy places the organism in Eukaryota, Metazoa, Arthropoda, Insecta, Diptera, Culicidae. Gene Ontology annotation, cellular component: THO complex part of transcription export complex. The record is from RefSeq and is a predicted model, not a curated record. The coding region runs from base 1 to 2187 and encodes 728 amino acids. Gene Ontology annotation, molecular function: mRNA binding. The transcript has 4 exons. Gene Ontology annotation, biological process: mRNA export from nucleus; positive regulation of DNA-templated transcription, elongation.
AUGGUCAGUAAACCUGAUAAUGCUGAAUCGGUCACUGAUAAGAAACGCCGCAAGACGAGCAGCUCAAACGCCGCCGAUAAUAGCUCGACGAGUGUUAAAGUUUCGAAGGAAGAUGUUUACAUGAACACAAUCGCCUUUGAAGAGCAGGAAGCUAGCAAACGAUCGCCAGUGAAAGAUGCCGCUCUGUUCCAUGCGACGUGCGACGAACUGCGUACAUUAUUCGCGGACAUAGCAAAGUUAAAAGCCGAUAGUACAGAAGACUCCAAGGUGAAAAUAGCCGAUAAACGAAUCGAAGGAUCGCUAGCAUUUGUGUUGUUGAAAAAACUGAACCGACUCGAUAAGGUGCGCAUUCGCGAGGGUCGUGAUGCGUUGCACAAAGAGAAACUACGCGUCGAUAGCAACCGGUUGCAGUUGCAGAAUUUGCUGUACGAAGCGGAGCAUUUGAAGCGGGAAGUACAGCGCUGCUACAUGUUCAAGAGCCAAGACGAGGAGAUCGAGUUAGUGCCGGAGGAAGAGUUUUACGAACAGGCCCCGGAAUCGGUGUCCCGGCCUGGUAGUACGAAAACCGACGAGCAUGCGCGACGCAUUGCUAGACUGGAAUGGGAGCUUCAGCAGAGAAAAGAGUUGGAUGCGCAUCUAAAGGAACUCCUAACUUUGAAGCAAGCGAUUGAAAAAGAUAUUGUUGCCAAAACUGAGCGUCUAGAGUCGUUAGGGCCACGGUUAAGAGAUCUGCUCAUUGCAACGAGGCCACUGCAAGAAGCCCUCGAAAUGCCUAUUGAGAAGGGCUGGAAGAUACGGCAAACGGUUCGUCUGCUGCCACAACCGUUGUAUCUGCUCUAUGCCAAUGUGACUGCAUAUGGAGAGGCCAGCGAUAAUCUUCUUGCCACAUCCAUACAAGGCGAUGAAGAAGAAGCACGGCAAAUGGCGGCCGCGGUAAACUCGUACGAAUUGGAGGCCCACUGCGCAAGGGAUUCUAGUAAUAAUUCCCGCGAUCGUGCCGAUUCGGACAAUGAUGAAAACGAACAUGAAACCGAAAGGGGUAUGAAAAAACGACAUCAUCGAGGACACAUGAAACCCAACCUGGAUGAGCAGCGGCGUGAAAAACUGUUCAAGCCGCAUCCCCUUAGCGUGACGAUAACCAUCCGCGCCAAGGAUUGUCCUCGGGAGCUGUGUGCCGAACGGCAACCCGGACCCGGCCUUUCGCUGACAUUCUCCUACUUGCCCAACAUGCAAGUGAUUACGGUUAACAUUGCGCUGGUAGACUUGCAUUCGUCAGGCGCUGCCGCUGGUGACGUUCUCUCGACCGAAACCGUACUGAAUGAAUUGUGUCGUGGCGAUAAGGGUGAAGAUUGUCCCAAUCCCAAGGUAAAAUAUCAGCUGCAAGAUCUGUCCAUCGAAAUCGGUCAAUUGCCACGCUUGCUAAGGGAAAAGAACUUGGGCAAACCGUUCCUAUGGUCACAGCAGCUGUGUGGACUGGAUCACACAUCGACCGCGUAUACUUGCGUGCUAAGCCGAGAUCUCGCGAAUGAGCAUGCCGAGGUGACAGAUAAGCUGCACGAAACGAUCCCAUCGAUCAUUCGCUCUGUCCGUGGUCGCUGGGAGGCAAGGUUGAAGCUGUACAAACAAAUUCACGAUCUGGAGAGCAAAAUGAUCGACACAUCGAUCAACGACGAACGUGGCCAUCCGAUACGCAUAUCUAGCACGGUACUGCAGUGGAGUUCCAUCUCUUUCGAGGACUACGUCUCGUCCGGGGUAGCAAAGAUGUUCCUAGCAGACGGUAUGGCCACUGCCAGUGACCUAUACUUUCGAGCGAUAGUCAUACGUGGUUCGGCUAAGCUGGAGUGCUACAUAUGCGUACCUUGUCGUUAUCCGGACAGCUCGCCUUUGUGGUCCUUCUCAUUAAACUGGAACGGAAAGCAUACGUCGUCGUGCAACAGUUCAGUAAGGGAAAUGGAAUACUGGUGCAACAGUCUAUCGGCAGUGGACCACUCGUUUGACGUUUUGCCGAAACAGUUGAAGCGAGCGAUGUCAUGUUUAGAUAUCUAUCUGGAAACUGAAGGACCCUACUACACACCGGCCGAGUUUACACAGGACAAAAGCUUUCUUAAGCCGUUUCGCGGACGUACAAGAGCACAGCCAUUCCGCAUUGCACCGAACGGAAGCAGUUCCUUGUUUACUCAAAUCUAA